Molecule: messenger RNA, 1509 nt
Organism: Alternaria arbusti
Lineage: Eukaryota; Fungi; Ascomycota; Dothideomycetes; Pleosporales; Pleosporaceae
Exons: 2
Coding region: 1-1509 (502 amino acids)
Source: RefSeq, a predicted model, not a curated record
AUGGAGGAGGCUAACAACACAAGUAACCAGGGCGAAGAGGACGACCUCAAGGAGUACUUUGUACACAAGGUCCCAAAACUGUACAUCGCCGUUGAUCCCAAGAACGACAACGGCCAAACAUCGGUAGUCAGAUACGGCGAGAAGGACAAUCGCAUCUACCCGGUAUGGGACUCUACAUGGGACCGAACACCGGACACUAUUCGCAUGCCGAAAUACCAGGCCCUUUUGACCACCAAUGGUCCCCACAACGUUCUUGCUAUACCCGCAAAGCUAGAGCAGACGGUUGCGGUGCAUCAUAGCCCACCUGGGGGCCAACAGACCACUAUCUACAUACAUCCCACCGCCAGUGUUGACCAACACAUUCCAAGUUAUAUGAGGAUGCUAAGUGCACCAGACGAGUCCGAGGAGGAGCUUGCGAAGCCGAUUCCACCAUACGACCCUAAAUCAGGAGAGAAGGAGGACGUACGCAGGAAGAAGCUUGUUGUGAUGGUGGAGUCUGCUUCAGAGCGCAAUAGAGGUGAUGACAAGGAUAAGGGACGCGCAUUCAUCGACUUAUCUGGCCUUGCUGAUCCCUCUAGUGCUGACCCUGAAGAUACCAGCGACGUACCAUUCUUAUACGUCUACGAGCACCAUUCAUCCAACGCGAAGCUGACAUUCGGUACUCAAAGCACCAUACAAGUGAUCCGCGACAAAAAGGGAUACGGCGACCUUAUUUUCCACCUCAAGGAACAGGACGGCGACGCACCUCCCUAUGUCGAGUACUACCGAUUCAAAAAAGGCUACACGCUGCGUUUCAACGACUGCGGUGCGACGGUGCAGAAAAAACGACCCAAGACCACAGACAGCAGCACCGCUGCCACAGAAGGGAAGAAGACGAAGAGCAAGGCGAAGAAGGCGAACGAGAAAACCACUGAAGGCGACAAGAGUAAGAAGAGAUCCAGUGUGCCCCAGAUGGCGGAGGUUCUGUGGUACAAGGAAUUUCACGUCUACUUUCCACCCGAUCGCUGGAACACGGGGUUCUGGUACGACACUUGGACCGAUGAUUAUACGGAGGGCUAUGGCACAUACAAUGACGAGCAAGCAAAGCACAACGUGGUGGCUUUCCCGCAUUUUAUGGACGCGCUAGAGCAAUGUUUCAACCAACGGGAAACCGACGAGAACGCGGCGGUCGAGGAAAUAGUCGGGAAAGACGGAAAGAGUAAGAGGAAGGGAAGGGAUAAAGCGAAGGCCGCAGCAAAGCCCGAAAUGCAAGACGGAGAGGGACGGAAAGUGCAUAUUUUCAGGCGCAGGAAGGAAGGAGAAGUGCUUGUUCCUGAUAUCAAUUUGAGAGUGACCAGGAAGGAAGAGGAGCGGAUUAUGCAGGAGAGAGCGGAUGAGAAGGCGAAUGGAGACGAAGAUGGGGUUGCGGAAGAGGGGGUUGGGCAGGCUGCAGAGCAGGGAACAAAUGCGGGCGUAGAGGAGGGGGAUGAUCAGAUGGAAGAGGACGUGGACGUGAACACGGAGAAGUAA